Messenger RNA from Lachnellula hyalina, 1101 nucleotides. RefSeq names its product Pre-mRNA-splicing factor (gene cwc24). Gene Ontology annotation, molecular function: metal ion binding. Gene Ontology annotation, biological process: snoRNA splicing. The record is from RefSeq and is a predicted model, not a curated record. NCBI's taxonomy places the organism in Eukaryota, Fungi, Ascomycota, Leotiomycetes, Helotiales, Lachnaceae. Gene Ontology annotation, cellular component: U2-type spliceosomal complex. The coding region runs from base 1 to 1101 and encodes 366 amino acids. The transcript has 4 exons.
AUGGCGAUUGAUUAUCCCGGUGUUUACGCUGGAGCUAUUACGGAGCCUCGAGAACAAACCUCUAACGCAGCAACCUUCAACACUAUCGAUACUCUCAGAUCGCCCAAAACUCCUCCAGCAGCUCCGCCAGUAGCAAUCUUCAAGAAACGCUCUGCAAAAGGCAAAUCCAAUUUUCGAAAACGAGCCGCCACCCCACCUCCAGCCUCGGACAGCGACGAUUCAGCGUACUCUUCAUCCGAAGAUGAAUCCGGCCGAAAGAUUAAACGAAGGAAGAAGAAUACAGGCGUUGUAACAGCAUCCUCUAGGAACAACACUUCCUCAAACACCGACCUCACAGCUUCAAUAUAUUCUGCAGACCGGAGCACCACCAUGAAAAGCUCUAAUGACGCCACCAAGCAAAGCAACUGGUAUGAUGAGAAUGCCACCGAUGCCCUAUCAACCAAAAACCUGCUCGGCAGCACAAGAGCUGCCCCGGCCGAAGCAGCAGAUGGAACAUACAAAGGUCUCGCGAACGCAACCACCUUCAUCCAAAAGAAUCCAGAUGCCCCAAAACGAGUCAUGGGCCCCGUAAAAGCACCCACAAACAUCAGAACCAUCACUGUUACGGAUUUUGCACCAGAUGUAUGCAAAGAUUACAAGCAGACGGGUUUCUGUGGUUUUGGAGAUAAUUGUAAAUACUUGCAUGCAAGAGAGGAUUACAAGCAAGGCUGGCAAUUGGAUAAAGAGUGGGAGAACGUCACCAAGGGCAAGAAAGUGGGGGGGACGAAGGUAGCGAGUGCGAAUCGAGAUGCGGUGGAGGAAGACUCAGAUGACGAUGAUGCGAUGUUGGAGGGCAUCCCGUUUGCGUGUAUUCUGUGCAGGGAAAGUUACAAGGAUCCUAUUUUGACAAAGUGCGGGCACUAUUUCUGCUUGAACUGCGCGUUAACUAGGUAUAAGAAAGAUCCUAGUUGUGCGGCUUGUGGUGCGGGGACUGGAGGGAUGUUUAAUGGGGCAAAGGGGUUGAAAAAGUUGCUAGACAAGAAGAGGGAGAAGGCUGCUAAGAGGCGGCAAAAGGCUAUUGAAGCCGGAGAGGAAGUAAGUGAUGAGGAAGAGGAAGAAUAG